Molecule: messenger RNA, 2622 nt
Organism: Camponotus floridanus (Florida carpenter ant)
Lineage: Eukaryota; Metazoa; Arthropoda; Insecta; Hymenoptera; Formicidae
Gene: Nhe3
Product: sodium/hydrogen exchanger 7
Exons: 13
Coding region: 34-2100 (688 amino acids)
Biological process (GO): sodium ion transport; proton transmembrane transport; regulation of pH
Cellular component (GO): membrane; recycling endosome
Molecular function (GO): sodium:proton antiporter activity
Source: RefSeq, a predicted model, not a curated record
CAUUAGCUCGUUAGCUAAACGUCAAAGGCGAAGAUGGCGGCGAAUGGCGCCGUACGAUUGCUGUUCCUCGUAGCUCUUUGUAUUUUUCUCACGGAAUUAUGCAACGGGGCGGCGACAGACAUCGAGUUGGAUGCCAAAGCGCAGCUGUUGCAUCGACUCGACAGCCUCAAUCUCCUCCUCUACACUUUCUUAUUGAUUCUAACCGUUCUGACGAUAUGGAUGUUCAAGCAUCGCCGUCUGAGGUUUCUCCAUGAAACUGGUUUAGCUGUCAUCUAUGGUUUGAUCAUAGGAGCGAUAAUACGCUAUGGUUUCACACCAAGCAGUACUAUUUUGCACAUGCCAGUGGUUCCAGACAACACAAGCAAAUACAAUCAGUCCGUACCACCAGACACGCUGUGGCUACGUUUCCCCGAAGAUAAAGGCGGCGGUAUGAUAAAAAACAAAACGUUUGCAUAUUCGUUUCGUGGCGAAAUUUAUAAAGAAGAUAGUGAAAUCGACUUGAAGGCGACUUUUGAUCCUGAAAUAUUUUUCAAUAUCAUACUGCCACCCAUCAUUUUCCAUGCAGGAUACAGUUUGAAACGAAGAUACUUCUUUAGAAAUCUGGGCGCAAUUCUUAUGUAUGCUUUGAUAGGGACUUCUAUAUCAGCUUUCGUUAUUGGAGCUCUGAUGUAUGCUUUCGUGCAACUGAUACCGCAUCUCUCGACGUCGUUUACGUUUCUCGAUACCUUAUAUUUCGGCGCUUUGAUAUCUCCCACGGAUCCCUUGACGAUAAUAUCAAUUUUCAAUGACUUACAUGUGGACGUUAAUCUAUAUGCUCUGGUCUUUGGUGAAAGUGUGCUGAACGAUGCGGUCGCUAUUGUACUUAGCGGCUCGAUACAGAACUAUGCCGAGCGAUAUCAGUCGGGAUCAGGCGGUUUUGAGACAGUGGCGUUCUUCCAAGCAUUCGGAGACUUUGUAGGAAUAUUCAGUCUGUCUCUAUUCAUCGGUGCUACUAUGGGUUGUCUCACCGCUUUAUUGACAAAGUUUACCAGAGUCCGGGAUUUCCCCCUCCUAGAAUCAGCAUUAUUCGUCUUAAUGUCCUAUAGUACGUUUUUAAUCGCCGAAGCUGCUGAUCUUACAGGCGUUGUCGCUGUUCUAUUCUGUGGAAUCUGCCAGGCUCAUUAUACGUACAACAAUCUUAGCCCAGAUUCGCGUCAACGCACGAAACAAUUGUUCGAAUUGUUGAAUUUCUUAGCUGAGAACUUCAUAUUCAGUUACAUCGGUGUUUCGAUGUUCACUUUUCCCAAGCACCAUUUCGAUCCCGGCUUUAUCUUCGCGGGAUUUUUGUGCGCGUUAUUGGGCCGUGCGGCCAAUGUGUACCCGUUAUCCUUCAUCUUGAAUUUGGCACGAAAGCCAAAAAUAUCGUUGAAUUAUCAACACAUGUUAUUCUUUGCGGGAUUACGCGGCGCCAUGAGUUUCGCCCUCGCCAUCAGGAAUACCGUGUCAGAUGCUAGACAAGCUAUGCUCACUACAACGAGUCUAAUUGUAAUAUUGACGGUUAUCCUGCAGGGUGGUGCAACGACACAAUUUUUAAGUUGGUUUAAUAUUCCAGUUGGAGUAGAUGAGGAAAUAGAAGGACUCUCUCACAAUGGAACACGUAAUUCUGGCGGUGAGGUUGACUACGAUGACCUGGACGUGCGUAGGGAAAGAAGUCUACCGUAUAAUUCUAUGCAGGAUGGAGCAUUGCCAGGAAGUAGUGCCGCUGCGAAGCCUAACGAAAAAGCAUUACUCGCCAGAAUUUGGGGUGAUUUUGAUACCAAAUACAUGAAGCCCUUGUUGACACACUCCAGGCCUACGUUGCUAGAAACGUUACCGGUCUGUUGCAGUCCAUUAGCGAGAAUCCUGACGACCACGCAACAGAUGACGCAGGAUGAUGUUGCGAGGAAAGCCGAUUCGGAUUCUGACUUUUGCCUGGAAGAUCGCGAAAUGGAGCGACGCAGAACCAGCGUUCAACCGAGAAAGAAAAACGACGACGGUGAUGACGAUGAUGAUUCCGAUUCCGAUGACGAAGACCUCAGAAUCAUCGGAAUGGAGGGAUUCAUCCCGUUACGAACGUUGUAGCGAUCGACGAAAAACGAAAAUUCUGCGGCAAAAGACAAAUUCUUCUCUUUCGGAUAAUUGUGGAUUAAUUUUUAAUUGCGAAUUAAUUUAUAAUCGCGUGGGGCGAUUUUCCCCGAGGAUAUUAUACACGAGAAGGAUGAAUUUUAUUGAAAGAAAUUGUCAUCUUUUUUUUCUCUCAAAUAUUAAUAAACAUCAAUUUAUCGAACUUUCCGCGACACUCGAUGAACGAUCGAGCAUUAAACAUAAUUUUCAAUGUUCAUUAACUCUAAUCACGCGAGAAUUGUAGCGACUGGCAAUACGGAGAGACAAGAAGGAAAAAAAGGAGCUCUGUUGCUCUGCUGUGAUCUUUAAAUCCUUUCUCUGUGCAAGGCUCACUCACGCUCUGGAUGAUGAUAUAUAACUAUUUGUAAGCCGAUACAGUGGAUAAGACAAGUGACUACACGUUUUUAUUAUUAUUAUUAUUUUUGGAGCUUGAUUAAGGCAAAAUAGGUCAUUUCUACACUGAGAGAAAAAUUUUUUUAA